Messenger RNA from Propithecus coquereli (Coquerel's sifaka), 2058 nucleotides. It is a transcript of the gene EML2, whose product is annotated as echinoderm microtubule associated protein like 2. Lineage: Eukaryota; Metazoa; Chordata; Mammalia; Primates; Indriidae. Gene Ontology annotation, cellular component: mitotic spindle. The coding region runs from base 46 to 1995 and encodes 649 amino acids. Gene Ontology annotation, molecular function: microtubule binding. Gene Ontology annotation, biological process: microtubule cytoskeleton organization. The transcript is spliced from 19 exons. The record is from RefSeq and is a predicted model, not a curated record.
GGCCCCGGCUCCACCCCCGGCCCCGGAGCUCCGCCAGCCGCCGCCAUGAGUAGCUUUGGAGCUGGCAAAACCAAAGAAGUUAUCUUCAGCAUAGAGGAGGGCUCCGUGAAAAUGUUCCUGAGGGGCCGCCCUGUGCCCAUGCUGAUCCCAGACGAGCUGGAACCCACCUACAGCUUGGACACACGCUCAGAGCUGCCUUCCUGCCGGCUCAAGCUGGACUGGGUCUAUGGCUACCGCGGCCGAGACUGUCGGGCCAACCUUUACCUGCUGCCCACGGGGGAGAUUGUGUAUUUUGUGGCUUCGGUGGCUGUGCUGUACAGCGUGGAAGAGCAGAGGCAACGACACUACCUAGGACACAACGAUGACAUCAAAUGCCUGGCCGUCCACCCGGAUAUGGUCACCAUCGCCACAGGACAGGUGGCGGGCACCACUAAGGAGGGGAAGCCGCUGCCACCCCAUGUGCGCAUCUGGGACUCAGUUUCCCUCUCCACGUUACACGUGCUGGGCCUGGGGGUGUUCGACAGAGCCGUGUGCUGUGUGGGCUUCUCCAAAUCGAAUGGGGGCAACCUGCUGUGUGCAGUGGACGAAUCCAAUGAUCAUGUGCUCUCUGUGUGGGACUGGGCCAAGGAGGCCAAGGUGGUAGAUGUCAAGUGCUCCAACGAGACCGUGCUGGUGGCCACCUUCCACCCCACAGACCCCACCGUGCUCAUCACCUGUGGGAAAUCCCAUAUCUACUUCUGGACCCUGGAGGGAGGCACCUUGAGCAAGAGGCAGGGCCUCUUUGAGAAACACGAGAAACCGAAGUAUGUGCUGUGUGUGACCUUUCUGGAGGGUGGCGACGUGGUCACUGGGGACUCUGGGGGGAACCUCUAUAUCUGGGGCAAAGGUGGGAAUCGCAUCACGCAGGCGGUGCUGGGUGCCCACGAUGGCGGCGUGUUUGGGCUCUGCGCCCUGCGGGACGGGACGCUGGUGUCCGGAGGGGGCCGCGAUCGGCGGGUGGUCCUCUGGGGUCCUGACUACAGCAAGCUGCAGGAGGUGGAGGUCCCUGAGGACUUUGGCCCUGUGCGCACCGUGGCAGAGGGCCAGGGGGACACGCUGUACGUGGGGACUACCCGCAACUGCAUCCUGCAGGGCUCUGUCCACACGGGCUUUUCGCUGCUUGUCCAGGGCCAUGUGGAAGAGCUGUGGGGCCUGGCCGCGCACCCCAGCCGGGCACAGUUUGUGACCUGUGGGCAGGAUAAGCUGGUGCAUCUGUGGAGCUCGGAGUCCCACCAGCCCCUGUGGAGCCGGAGCAUCGAGGACCCUGCCCGCUCUGCUGGCUUUCACCCCAGUGGCUCUGUCCUGGCCGUGGGCACGGUGACCGGCAGAUGGCUGCUGCUGGACACAGAGACCCACGACCUGGUGGCUAUCCACACAGAUGGCAACGAGCAGAUCUCAGUGGUCAGCUUCUCCCCAGACGGGGCGUACCUGGCCGUGGGCUCCCACGACAACUUGGUGUACGUGUACACGGUGGACCAGGGCGGCCGCAAGGUCAGCCGCCUGGGCAAGUGCUCGGGCCAUUCCAGUUUUAUCACCCACCUGGAUUGGGCCCAGGACAGCAGCUGCUUUGUCACCAACUCCGGGGACUAUGAGAUUCUGUACUGGGACCCGGCUACCUGUAAGCAGAUCACCAGUGCAGACGCUGUGAGGAACAUGGAAUGGGCCACAGCUACUUGUGUCCUGGGGUUUGGGGUGUUUGGGAUCUGGUCCGAGGGGGCGGAUGGUACUGAUAUCAACGCUGUGGCCCGCUCCCACGACGGGAAGUUGCUGGCUUCCGCUGAUGACUUUGGCAAAGUCCACCUGUUUAGCUACCCUUGCAGUCAGCCUCGAGCCCUCGGCCACAAAUAUGGCGGACACAGCAGCCACGUGACAAACGUGGCCUUCUUGUGGGAUGACAGCAUGGCCCUGACCACAGGGGGCAAGGACACCAGUGUGCUGCAGUGGCGGGUGGUCUGAAGUGGCUCGGGUAGAAUCAGGUGGUGGGGCUGGAAUUCUAUUUUCGGGAGAUGUCUAUUGCCG